AGGUUGUGUUCCCACAUGGCCGCUCCAGAUUCGUCCAUCAACAAUUACCAACUCCAUUACUCUGUUAAUGUGCAAGGGACAAAGAAUGUCAUUGAUGCUUGCAUUGAACUUAAAGUAAAGAGGCUUAUCUAUACAAGCUCUGCAAGUGUGGUUUUUGAUGGGAUUCAUGGUAUUUUUAAUGGCAAUGAAUCAUUGCCAUACCCGCCCAAGCACUAUGAUUCAUAUUCUACUACCAAAGCUGAAGGAGAGACACUGGUUAUCAAGUCGAAUGGUAUUAAUGGGCUCCUAACUUGCUGCUUACGACCUAGUGGCAUUUUUGGUCCUGGUGAUAAGCUAUUAGUUCCAUCUUUGGUUGCUGCAGCAAGGGCUGGGAAAUCUAAGUUUAUAAUAGGUGAUGGAAAUAAUAUUUAUGAUUUUACUUACGUUCAAAAUGUGGCACAUGCCCAUAUAUGUGCUGAAAGAGCUCUCGCUUCAGAUGGCAUAGUAUCAGAGAAGCUGCAGGGCAGCAUACUAUUCUCUCUCAUGCAGGCUUUUUUUCUUACGAAUAUGGAGCCAAUUAAGUUUUGGGAGUUUGUCUCACAAAUUCUUGAAGGACUUGGAUUUGAGAGGCCAAGAAUAAAGAUCCCUGCCUUUGUCAUGAUGCCAAUUGCGCAUUUGGUAGAAUGGACAUAUAGGCUGUUGGGCCCGUACGGAAUGAAGGUUCCGCAGUUGACACCAUCAAGAAUUAGACUUCUCUCUUGCAGUAGAUCUUUUGAUUCAUCAAAAGCCAAAGAUCAGAUCGGUUAUAUGCCCAUUGUGUCUCUUCAGGAGGGUAUAAAGAGGACAGUUGAAUCUUAUUCACACUUGAGAGCUGAAAAUCAACCUAAGAGAGAAGGUCCAUCUAAAGCUUUGAUAUGCCUUGGGAGUGGUCAGAUUGCUGACAUGCUUCUCUGGAAGAACAAAAAGCAGACUCUGACAGCAGCAUUGGCUUUGAUCAUAGUUUAUUAUAACUUUGUUGCAUCUGGUUAUACAAUUAUUACUGCAUUUUCAAAGCUUCUCUUGGCAACAUCAAUCUUCUUGUUUAUCCAUGGCAUCUUACCCGAUAAAUUAUUUGGAUAUACAAUUGAGAAAAUUCCCAUCUCUCAUUUCCACUUAUCAGAAGAUUCAUCACACCAAUUUGCUCUAUCAGUGGCCUCUUCAUGGAAUACUGGUGUUCAAGUUUUACAAUCUCUUUGCAAAGGGAAUAAUUGGACUCUAUUCCUCAAGGUUGUGUUCUCUCUUUUGGUUCUGAGUUUCCUAGGAGCUAUAUCAUUUCGCAGCUUAUUUAUUAUAGGAUUUCCGAUUGCGUUUUUAGGCUUCUACUUGUACGAGAAAAAAGAGCAAGAAAUUGAUGCUAUGGUCUUGAAUGUCCUCACAUUGGGAUGCAAAUUGAAAUCUGAUGCUGCUAGAAAAUUCACUUCUUUCAAGAAGAAUGACUGAUAACUAGAACUUCCAUAGUAGAUCAUGACAAGCAUUACAACAAUUGGGUGCAAAUGUUUGGAGCCUUUCAACUGCCUGAAGCUGUAAGCGAAUAUUAUGUAUUCUACCAGCAGAUGAAGUUUGAUUCAGUUUUUUUUUUUUUUUUUUUUUUUUUUUUAUCUUCACAUUGUACAUUGACUUUUCUUCUGUCUCAAUCUCUUCUUGCUUUAAUUAAUGAAUUAGCAAGCAUGUGUUUACCUUUUGGGUAAUUGUUUGUACAAGAAAUGAUGGAAAUAUUAUGAAAGAAUAAUUACAUUUGACAA
Molecule: messenger RNA, 1760 nt
Organism: Carica papaya (papaya)
Lineage: Eukaryota; Viridiplantae; Streptophyta; Magnoliopsida; Brassicales; Caricaceae
Source: RefSeq, a predicted model, not a curated record